GCUGAUGCUGCGCCCCUGCGUGAGUCUGUGUGAUGCUAUUUGGGAGAAAAACAGGGCCGUUGGAUUCACUCCCUCCCACGAUGGGUUUGCUUUUUCCCAGUUAUAAGAGACCCAGCAGACCCUCCACCCACUUGGCUUCUCUCUUCUUUUUUUUUCCUUCUUAAUUUCAUUCAUCGCUAAUAAUAAAGCAUUAAACAACGCUUUCGUUACUCUCUUCUUCAUCUAUAUCCCAGAGUUGAACGCCAUUCGCUUUCAUACAAACCGCAAUAAUGUCUUCUCCCCAGCCCCAGAUGGUCGCCCAGCAGAUGACUACCGAGGCCCCGGCACGAGUUAGCUCCGAGCAGCCGCGUCCCGUCCAGCCCAUGAGCAUGGACACCACUCCCAACAUGCGCGGUGGUGAGGGCGAGAAGGGUGCCAUCUGCUGCGGUAUCUGCGCCGGUCUCGCCUGCUUCGAGUGCUGCGAGUGCACUGAGGACUGCUGCGAAUGCUGCUGCUAAGCGCCCAUUCGAAAUCGAGAAACGCGAUUUGGUGGAGCGCAAAAGGGGGGAGAGGAGGGUUCAAAUGAAUGGUUAAUAAACUGAUGUGUGGGACAUGAGAAAGAACUCGGGAGCUGUUCCUUUCUGGCCGCGGCUCGGCGCCGUUUUGGUCCAUUUUUAAUGAUGUGAUAUCCCCCAAACUAUUCAGCCUGAGGGAGAAUAGAGCAAAUACCC
This is a messenger RNA of Trichoderma asperellum CBS 433.97, 710 nucleotides long. RefSeq lists its product as uncharacterized. The record is from RefSeq and is a predicted model, not a curated record. NCBI's taxonomy places the organism in Eukaryota, Fungi, Ascomycota, Sordariomycetes, Hypocreales, Hypocreaceae.